AUGAAAGCACCAGGAAAUGAUGAAGUAACAGCUGACCUUCUGAAGGCUGGAGGAAAACCAGUUAUUCGCUGGCUCUACGAAAUAUUUGUUGACAUAUGGAAGAGUGAACUGAUGAUGCAAGAUUGGAGCUUAGCUAUUCUUAUUAGCUUAUACAAAAAAGGAGAAAAACAAAUGUGUGACAAUUAUAGAGGAAUUUCACUGUUGAAUGUAACAAGUAAAAUAUUUUCUCGUAUUAUAUUGAAUCGUAUUCAAAAUAUGAUCGAUUAUCAACUCUUAGAAGCACAAUCUGGUUUUCGAACACAGAGAUCAACUGUUGACCAAAUACACAUAUUGAAAAUCACAAUGAAGAAACGUAGGGAAUUCAACAAAUCAUUAUUCAUGUGUUUCAUUGAUCUCACAAAGGCUUAUGACUCCGUCAAUCGUGAUCUUCUGUGGAGAGUCUGUCGCAAGUAUGGCAUAUCAGAGAAAUUUGUUAAUCUAUUGAAAAUGCUCUAUAAGAACUCAAAGGCAAAAGUGAGAAUUGAAGGUGAAUUAUCGGAUAGUUUCUUAAUUGAAACUGGAGUUCAACAAGGUGAAGAGGUUGGUAUUGCUGGAGUCAAAUUUUCCUAUGAUAGUAAUGAAUUUUUUCACGCCAAACGGGAAACCUAUGAAACUUUUAACAUCUUGACACUACUUUAUGCUGAUGAUCUUGUAGCUAUGUGUGAAACAGCAUCUGAUCUAGCAACAUUCAUUCGAACAUUUGAAAAAGUGACUCAAGAAUUUGGAUUGACAACGAGUGUUAAAACAACAUCUAUUAGGACUUUACAACAGUUUGAGGAAAAUCAAAAUCGAAAGAUUUUAAAACAGAACGAAAUGAUCUUUCCUGAUAUUGACAUUACAAUUCGUAACCAAAAGAUAGAAAUUGCUGAGUCUUUUACGUAUUUAGGUUGCAACAUCACUAGAGAUCAGAAGCCAGAUAGCGAAAUUAACACAAGAUUAACCAAAGCUGCCAUUGCAUUUAAUAUGUGA
Rotaria sp. Silwood2 is the source of this 1008-nucleotide messenger RNA. NCBI's taxonomy places the organism in Eukaryota, Metazoa, Rotifera, Eurotatoria, Philodinida, Philodinidae. The record is from the annotation of a GenBank genome assembly.